ACUCCUGUCUGAGGAGGUCGCAUCGCCGGCGGAGGAGAAGUUCGGCUGCAUCCAUGCUCCGCGCGGGAAGGAUGGAGGAGUUCGUCACGGAGGCGGCGGCGGAGGAGGAGCCGUGGUACGACCAGCGGGACCUGGAGCAAGACCUGCACUUGGCAGCAGAGCUGGGAAAAACUCUCCUGGAGCGCAACAAAGAAUUGGAGGAAUCUCUCCAGCAGAUGUACGGCAACAAUGACGAACAAGUGCAAGAGAUAGAGUAUCUCUCCAAGCAGCUGGAAAUGCUGCGGGAGGUGAAUGAGCAGCACGCCAAGGUGUACGAGCAGCUGGACGUGACGGCCAGAGAGCUGGAAAUCACCAACGAGAAGCUGGUGCUGGAGAGCAAAGCCUCUCAGCAGAAGAUAGACAGGCUGACGGGCACCAUGGAGACGCUGCAGGGUCAGGUGGACAGCCUCACUGCUCGCCUGGAGGAGCUGAGGACUCUGGAGGAGCUGAGGCUCCGGAGAGAGAAGAACGAACGCCGCAAGACCGUCCACUCCUUCCCCUGCCUGAAGGAACUCUGUGCUUCUCCCAGGUAUGAGGACGGGUUCCUGCUGGCCAAUCCGGGGAGCGUAGACUUGGUUGAGAGACAACCCCUAGAUGAAGAGAAUGACCGCCUGAGGGACAUCGUGUCCUCCCUCCACUCUGCCAUGGCCUUGGAAAGGUCAAAGCGGGACCAGGCUGAGAGGGAGUGCGCUGUCGUCCUGGAGGAGUUUGAGCGUCUGGAGCAGCGCCUCCUGGGGGCAGAGGGCUGCCAUCUGCGGGUUCGGGAGCUCGAGGCCGAGCUCGAAGAGAUGCAGCAGCUCAGGAAGUCCAGGGUGUGUCUGAUCGGGGAUAUGGAGGACGGCCUGGAGGCGUUACUCAGCAACGGCCCGGAGACGGAUACUCCGGAGGAGGGCGCGGGGCUGGAGGAGGGAGACCCCGGCACUGCAGGGGAGGCCGGGGGACAGCAGGGCGGACCGGUGCGGAAAAGCUGCAGCGACACGGCUCUGAACUCUAUCUCGGCUGUCGCAGGCAGACGGCAGGGCAGCUACGCCCUCCACGCAAACGGCACCCGUAAGCGGGGCAUGUCCAUCCUGCGGGAGGUGGAUGAGCAGUACCACACCCUGCUGGAGAAGUACGAGGAGCUGCUGGGGAAGUGCAGGCGCCACGAGGAGAGCCUGUGCCACGCCGAGGUGCAGACCUCCCGGCCCGUGUCCAGAGACCCCUCCAUGAAGGAGUACAGUCUGGUGCCGGCGGAGCCUUCAACCUCCAGGGCUGUUAUCGCCACGCCUCCCACGCCGCCCGAAACCCCCUCCACCCCCGAGGCCCUGGAGGGGAUAAGCAGGCAGGUGGAGCAAGUCGACAAGCGGCUGAGCCAGAACACGCCGGAGUAUAAGGCGCUGUUCAAGGAGAUCUUCUCGCGUCUGCAGAAGUCCAAGAGUGACGUGAGCAGCAAGACGUCCAAAAGCAGAAAAACUAACAAAUAAACGCCGUCAGUGCUGCUAUAAACGCUCAGAAUGACUUUUUUUUCCUUAUCUCAGCUUUAAAUGGCUUCUUUAAAGACCCACUCCGAUGAAAACCGUGUUUUUUAAGAAGUUCUUGUGGCAAUUUCCUCAUGAUGGAGGACGUUAGGGCAAUUUCCACAAUUGAUCCGAUUCAUCAGAGCCUGGAUUGACUUUUUUUUUCUUUAUUCAAAUCAACUCUUAGUUUACACGGCUUACACAUUUAGACAGAAAAUAUUCACAUGAAUCUGAUACGGUUCACAUUCUGUGAAAUUUAUGAGAUUGUUAAUGGCAUCCAGUGUUGCAUGGCAGAGAAGCUCCAGCAAUUGUUCUGCCUCUCCUGUUUCAGUUUGGCCACUAGGUGGUGAUCACGCUAUAUACACUUAAUUGAGGAAGAAGAAGAAAGAAUUGGCAAAAAACUGUUUUAGAUUUGUAACUUAAAAAAAAUCCUUAAGAGUUUGGAAAAUCCAUGCCCGAGUAUAUAAAGAUCCUCAGCAAUGUAUGUUAAGAUCAACUAAGCACUAGCCGUCCUAUGGGAAAUCCCAUUAUAUGUUAGCAUCAAGCUAGCAGACGUUAGCAUUAUGGGUUAGGCAAAUCUCUACUUUUAUGGAUUGAUUAUUGAUCAAUUUUGAUUUCCAUUUCGCUAACGUUUGCUUGGAUGUGAGAAUGGCUUUAAGCUAGCUAAGGAGCAUGUUAACAGAGAGCUCUUAGCAACAGGGGGUGGUUCCUCACAGCUUCUGAUCCUCUCAGAGGUGAAUUUCUAAUUAAGCUCUGCACAAAGUUUAUUGAUUUUGGCAAAAAACUGCAAUGUUUUGAAAAAAAGUCGAGAGAUGAUCGGAGUGGGUCUUUAACCAUCCUUUAUAUGGGAAGGAUUUGACCUUAUAUUACUGCCAAAUGUAUCAUUCCUAUAUUAUUGUAUCAUUUUGCUUUGUUUUCUGCAGAUGACAGACUCUUCCGGAGGGAAGAAGUUGUGGUAUUUGUAACGCAGUGGGUGGAGCCAAAUAUCAUACCUGAGAUCUAACUUUCAACAUCUUUAAAAGCCAUGAAUCUCUCACUUCUGAUUAAAAGAACUGGACUCAAUAGUGACCUAAAAAGUGCAUCGUGUCAGGUGCUGAGUGAGCUUUCUCUCAUACAUGUUAAGAUAAUCAGUCUAACACUGUGCUGUUCUUAAAAUGGGGCAUUGAAAUGACUUAUAAUAAUAAAUGUACUGAUUUGUUUUAUUAUUUAACUGGUUUGCAUUAAAAAAAAAGACAAACACAUUCCCAGUCUGAACACUUUAAUUGUGAUCAUAAGUCAGUAAACUGUUGGUAAUACAAAUCAAAGCCACUGAGGGCUCAGUAAGGCCAAGCGGCUCCCAUUUAGACUUAUGGAGUGUAUGAAAACAGGACAACACGUUCUUGUGGCGGGAUGUGUUAUCCAUCUGCGUCUGCUUGAGGUUCCUACACUGAUUUAUUUUUCUUAAAAAAAAAAACAUAACGGACCAUGAUUUACCUCAGAGUUUCUCAAGUUAAGGAGACAUGGUCAGCAGGAAUCAUUCACAAGGAAAAGAGGAUCAGGGAAUGCAAAUAGAAGCAGAGAUGGAAUCUACCUGAAAUACAUAAAGACUUGCAUCCCCAUUCCCUGUGUUAUGAUGUCAAAACAGACUCGUAGAAAGUUUUUAACCUGAAGGCAAACGGCUCAUCUAAGUCCUAACUCUUAAGGCCAUGAAGAUGCAGCUGCACCUAAAGUGAGGAGCAGAAAGGAAAACCCUGAUUUCCUUGCAGAGUUUUGUCUGGCACUCGACUAUUUAGGAAAAAGAUCUGGCCUGAAUCCCAAAUAAUUCAACAAGACCUAAAUCCACGUAAUCUGCUCAAAGGCUUCAGCGAGGCUGGUUCCAGCAGUGAUUGAACAAAGUCCACACAGCCACCGCACUAUCUAAGGCAGUUUAUGGUAAUCAUACAAAACAAGGUGGAACAAAGGUGGCUUAGGGGAGAGCAAGGUAGAAAAAAAUCUGGAUUGGGCAUAUUGUUUGCUUUCUCCAUUAUUAUUACUUUUUUUUUAGGAUUUAAUACUUAUCAGACAGGAGGCAAAGAAGAAGAAAAAUCAAGAUGCGCGGAAUGAGGAGGGCAGAGAUGGACGGACAGAGCGAGAAG
Molecule: messenger RNA, 3649 nt
Organism: Oryzias melastigma (Indian medaka)
Lineage: Eukaryota; Metazoa; Chordata; Actinopteri; Beloniformes; Adrianichthyidae
Gene: cdr2l
Product: cerebellar degeneration-related protein 2-like
Exons: 5
Coding region: 54-1502 (482 amino acids)
Source: RefSeq, a predicted model, not a curated record